This is a messenger RNA of Polypterus senegalus (gray bichir), 4068 nucleotides long. Its product is annotated as germ cell-specific gene 1-like protein. The transcript has 7 exons. The record is from RefSeq and is a predicted model, not a curated record. Gene Ontology annotation, cellular component: plasma membrane. Bases 2189 to 3181 code for a protein of 330 amino acids. Lineage: Eukaryota; Metazoa; Chordata; Cladistia; Polypteriformes; Polypteridae.
CAGUGUGCACAGGACAUUUUGUUUGACAAGCGAGGCCGACUACUGUCUGUUUAAUACUGAGACAGGCUUUAGCUUUCCAAGGGCAUGAAGUAGACAGGGCAGUCAUAAAACGGAGGAAUGCUUUUAGGUAUUUUAAUAUUUGUUUUAAUGUGAUUUUGUAUGUUGUAUGUUUUUCAAUUGUUUAUUUUAACAUUUUUUUUUUGGGUUUAUUGUUAGGUAUUUCUUUGUUUUAAUUGAUAUCCUGUUUGUAGAAACUGAUGUCAGAUAGCGUUGAUGCUCUGGUGCUCAAUUUUAACUUAACAUCAUGAAGAAACUGCAAGAUGACGCUGGACUGGUCCCACAUAUCGUUCCUUUAAACGUGAGCGUGAUUGUGUGAGGCCAUGCUAGUUUAAGUGAUGUGACAUGGGGUGUAUUCAGAGCACCAACAAGGAGUUUAUAUUUGUUGUGUAUAACAAGCAGUAUUACACAAGAAAGCUGCAGUGCUAUACAGUAUCAUACGAGGGGGGACCCAAAAAAAACAAGACUUUUUCAAAAGCAUUCAUUUUAUUUAAAAUAUUUCAAAAAAUCUACUAAUCUCCUUCAAUGUACUCUCCAUUGGAAGACACACACUUGUCCACACUGUUGAAUUGGCACCCUUACAAGUACCUUUCCAUUCUGGAGAACCAGAAAAAGUCACAUUGGGCCAACCCCAGUGAGUAAGGUGGGUGGGGGUACAAGUGUCAUGCCCUGACUAUUCAAAAACUGGCAAAUUCACAACACUGUGUGUGCCAGGACAUUGUCAUGGUGAAGGAACCAUUCGACCGACUGCCACAAUAUCGGUCUUGUCCUCCGCAAUCUCUCAGCCAUCUUAAGACCCCUGGAUAGUACUCUUGGUUGACCAUCUGGCCCCUUGGAAUGAAUUCCUUGUGCACAAUGCCUCUAAUGUCAAAGAAACAAAUCAGCAUCGUUUUCAUGUUCAAUCUCACCCGUCUGGCUUUUUUGGGCCUUGGUGAAUCAGGAUUCUUCCACUGGUUCAAUGCUUGUUUUGUUUUAGGUUCAUACUCGUAACCUCAACUCUCAUUAUCUGUUAUGACCCUGGACAAAAGUCUGGGUCACUUUCAAGCUCCAUUUUCAAAUCUUUGCACACAUUGAGUCGAGUGUUCUGCUAGCAGAAGGGGGGUGGACAAAUUUGGCCGAAACACGCCUCAUGCUCAGGUCUUUAGUCAAAACGUGCAGAACUGAGCUCCAUGUUACUCUUGUAGCUUCUGACAACUUGUCAGUUGUGUAACGACAGUCUUCAUUUACUUUUUCACAGAUUUUUGCAAUAUUUUCAUCAUUCCGGCUGCUUGAAGGGCAUCCAGAAUGGGGUUGAUCCUCGCUGCUUAAAUGUCCAUUUUUGAAGCACAAAAACCAUUCGAAAACUCUUGCUCGACUCAGAGCUUCUUCUUUGAAAGCCAUCUGAAGCAUUUGGAACAAUUCUGUUGGUGUUUUGCCAAGUAGAAAACAAAACUUCAAACAAGUUCUUUGGUCUGUGAAAUUCGACACCACAAUUUCAACAGGGUCGCCAGAACAGCUUCUAAAAACAAUGACUGCGUGACAUGUGAGAUCGUUUCACAGAGGCGUCCGCCUGGCUACUGACCAGUGAGGGAUGAGAGAACAAGCACUGACCUUGAUCCAACCCCCUCCACUCGCCAUUCAGCCACACGGAGACAAGUCUCGUUUCUUUUGGGUCCCCCCUCGUACAUAUGAAAAUAUAUUUUUUCCUUAUAUACACCUUUAAUGGUUACUUUAAUGCUAUAAGAGUUUGACACUGGCUGUUGUAAUGUACAGUUGUGAAUUACAGACCAAUGUGCGAAACAAAUCACAACUGUGAUGCAUCAUAAAUACCUACUUUAAAUCAUUUAUUUGUACUUGUAUUCAUGUUCUUCAUUGUAAUGUUGUUUUCGCUACAUUCCCCCAGUCACAAAAGCAGUUCAGCAGUCCUUAAGUGCAGUUUGGUCAGUGAUGUUUAUAUAUAGUGCCUUUAAAACGUAUUCACCCUCUUGAACGUUUUCCCCUUUUUUUUUUUGUUAUACAACGUUGUGGUGGUCCAGUUGCGUUUGGGCACCUCUUCAACCCUAGACCGUCGAUGGUCAUAGACUGAGAUGAGCUGGGCAGAUGAGGACACAAACUUACAGCAAAGGAAGCUGGUUGUGACCGGGGGGCCUUGAUGGACUUGCGAGGUCACCACAGGGCUUUGCUGGCCCUAGUGCUAAACGUGGCUGCUCUGGUGCUGUCCUCCACUGCACUCAUUUCAUCAUACUGGUGCCAGGGAAAGCAGAAAGUGCCAAAGCCCCUUUGUACCUUGACGAAGACCACCAAUUGUAUUCCUGUCCCAGGCAUCUCCAACUCUGCUGACAUCCAGUACUCCUGGGAGACGGGCGAUGACAGGUUUGUCUUCCCCUACUUCCACACAGGCUUGUGGCACUCUUGCGAAGAAAACAUCUACGGCAAUGAUGAAAAGUGCAGGAGCUUCAUUGACCUUACCCCUCACACGGAGAAAGGAAUGAUCUGGCUCUCCGUGGUGACAGAAAUGGUUUACAUAUGCUUGUUAGCUCUGAGCUUUAUGAUGCUCAGCGCCGAACUGCUUCACUCCAGCUUGUACCCUGGCAGCCCCAUCUGUGGCCUGAAGCUCAAUGCCUUUGCAGCCGUCUUUACCGUCCUGUCAGGUCUGUUGGGUAUGGUCGCCCACAUGAUGUAUAUGCAGGUAUUUCAGGUGACUGCGUCGCUCGGCCCAGAAGACUGGAAACCACACAGCUGGGACUACUCCUGGUCUUUCUACCUGGCCUGGGCCUCUUUCACGUGUUGCAUGGCCUCUGGUGUCACCACCCUCAAUUCCUACACUAAAACUGUCAUCACGUACCGGCGCACACGUAAGGCCUACGAGGCGAGCCUGAAGAAGUACAGCCAGCUGCCAUUGUACCAGCACACAGCAGUGGCGGCCUUGUCUCGGGAUGCCCCACUCAACCCUUACUACUCCUCAGAAGAAAAGACUUUCUGCCCUCCUCCUCCUCCUCCACCUCCUCCACCUCUGACACUGCCCCCAGAUCUGUACGAUGAUUCUAAAGAGCCUGUUCUUUUUAAUGGCAUCCUUGAAUCCACAGCAGAAGAAGACAACAAGAAGGAAGAGGGAUAUUUGGCAGAAGAUGGAGAGCCAUGCUGACAUGACCACUGUCCUCACCUUGCUUAUGGCUGCAGUACCUGGCAGCCUUACCAUCUCCUUCCUUCACCAUUCCAUACUCACAGACCUUCAUUUCAUUGUGCGUAAGUCUGACUUGUGCCUCUUAUUAUGCAUUCAGAUUUCUUGAUGUCAUUUUUGAUAAACCCCAUAGCUCCUCUGCUGUUUCAGAAGAUAUUUUACAGAUGUUAGUCUGAGGAGUCGGUUGGAGUGAAAUGAAAUCUCAUGGAAUUACUGUAGCUUGUUCAGUCUGGCAGCAAAGAAAACUUGGGGACAUUUACAAUGACUCCGGCUUGUAACAUUCCAGUCACUGAGGUCCAUUUUCUCUGCUUGCUCUUCUUCUAUUUUCUAUCUCCAACUCUAAUCCAUGUUCUGUCCAUUUUCUUUCCACCAGCUCUGUAUUUGUUCUUGUACAUUGUCUCCAAUAUUAAGAAACCUCUACAUUUAGUUUCUAUCUGGUGGUGUGACCUUGUAAUGGUCGCCUGGAAUAUGGGUGCGUCACUGUGAGUUUGUACCUUUCCCCAUUCCUGUUAUUAGUGGAAUGGAUUACUUUGUAAGGCCGGCCAAUUGUACGGGGGAGGGGAGCACCUGGCUUGGAGGGCAUAACAGACUGUAGGGGGAGGAGCCAACGGUAUGUAAAUGGGUGGCAGAAAAGAGGAGAGGAGGAGCGCAGAGCCAAGAGAGAAGCGGACUCCAUCACAGGAAAAGAGAAAGGAUUGACACCGCAUGGAAACAGGUGAACCCGAGUUCAUUUCAGGACAAAUUUUUUUUCCUUUCUGAUGAAAAGUAUUCGGGAGAGGACCUGAUGGGCCAGCACAAAGAACUGUUGAUCUGUACAAUUCCCGAAGCAGGAGGUAUUGUUCAGCACCUCA